ACUAAGUGUUGCUAUUAAUACUGCUGAGCAACGAGCUGUAGCUGGUGAAAGCUAAUGUAGUCUCAGCUGAUGAGAAGAGAAGCAUCAGUAAACUUCAUCGAACUGAAGAGAAACAUUUGGGCAAAUGAUGAUCCUUUUGAGGUGAUUUAUUUAUUUGAUUUGAGGCUUCAAGACCAUGGGAGAACCCAUCUCAAGCACUGAAUCAGCACAUCCUGAAUCCAUCUCAAGAUAUGAGCUGUUAAUUCUGCACACCACUGAGGCACAGGAAUGGGCGUCAUAUUUGCACCAGAUUUUGAAAAGUUCUCGCAAAUUCCACAAAAGAUCAAUUUUGCUAUAUGCAAUCAGCACAGCCGAUGAGCUCCACGGAUAUAAUUUUGAAUAUUUCCAAAGCUGCAAGAGCAUCGUGCUGCUCCUCACAGGGGUUUUCCUUGACAUCCUCUGUGACCACGAACUACAGGAGGCACUUCAGAGAAUUCUCUAUCCUCCUCACCGAGUGGUGGCCUUUUUAUGUGGUGUGUCUGAGGACGAACUAUUGACAAAGAUUUUCCAAGACUGGCCAAGCUGGAGGAAGCUCUACGCAGAGGAUGAGCCUGGUGUUUAUGUUUCUACCAUUUUGGAAGCAAUAGCCAACAGCAGAAGAGUGGAGCUUGAACGUGAGAGUGAAGUUCCUGUAGCCCUAGACGAUGUGUACGUCUUACCAGUUUUAGAUGAAAAUCCUAGCACCGAUGAAACAGAGGAUGUGGUGACAAAAGAGUAUGAAGAAAAUGUCCCGAAGGAUGAAGAGCCUGCAAACGCAGUAAUAUCAGCAAGUCAGGAAAUAACUUCACCCACGCACAUCACCUGUCUCACUGUGCAACCAAACAGAGUUCUGUGCGGGAAACAGGAGACACUUUUUAUCAUUUUCAAAGAGAAAAUAGAUGAUCAGUCGGAUCCAGAGGUGGAGUUUUCAUCUGAAAAUGUACCUGCAAAAAGGGUGCCAGGCACCGUGGAGAAUGAAUACACCAUAAGUGUUACUGCACCUGAUAUGCAUGCUGGAAUUGUGUCCCUCACUAUGUACACUGGCCAGUCGUCUGUCAGCCUGACUCCUGUUACGUAUUACACCAGCAUGGGUGAAGUCAGUCGGUAUCUUGAAAAUGCUACAGAUCCUGUUAACUUCAUCUGCCAGGCAUUCAACAUAACAGCCAAUGCAACAGAAUCACUGGACAGCAUGUUGUCCGACUCUUUAAAAUCCAAGAUCCCUUCAACUGGUCUUCAGCUGUUUGGAAUCAGACAGAUUGAGGAAGACAAUAUGUCAGCAUAUCAGCGGAAUGAGGAGCUUCCUACUUUACUCCACUUUGCAGCCAAGUAUGGCCUGAAGAAGCUGACCACCGUUCUGCUUCAGUGUCCUGGAGCUUUGCAGGCUUACAGUGUGAUGAACAAGAAUGGAGACUACCCAAACACGCUUGCAGAGAAGAGUGGUUUUAAUGAUCUCAGGCAGUUCAUGGAUGAAUUUGUUGAGACUGCAGACUUGCUCAAGUGUCACUUUGAGGACACUAUCAACACAGACGAGAGUGCAGAGGUAUAUGAGUUGAUGUCCACUAACUCUCAAGAUAUCAUGAUGAAAUACUCGGGUUGCUCAGAGGAUAUAUAUGAGUCGAUGGUGGGGAUCAACCCUGAAUGUGCAGAGGAUUUUUAUGAGGUGAUGACUGCAGUAGAUGAGAACCCUGAGGAAGCUAUGCUUCGGAAGUUCUUUCAAGCAAAACCAAAUGCCACUGAAGUCAAGAAGGACAAUGAACCUCUUCAAAGUGAGGAAGAGGAAAAAGUUGAUCAUAAUAGCUUAGAUGAAAUUGAGGAAGAGGAAGACCCAUACAACCUCUGUCCAGAGGAUAUCUAUGAUACUGUGGAUGCAAAUAGUACUUACAACCCAGUAGUCCUGAACCGUCCACCAGCCCCCAUCCCCAGGCCUGAGCAAAACACUGAGCUUGAAAAGUCUACGACGUACAUUUCUAGAGUAUUUUCAGAUAAAGGUACAUCUGAGAAUAAAGCAAAGGACAUGGGAUAUCAUGCAGCUCGGCCUGUAGUGGAAGCCCCCACGCCUGCAUAUGAUCCUUACGCUGGGAUGAAGACCCCUGGGCAGAGGCAGCUCAUAUCUCUGCAAGAGAGGGUAAAAGUAGGAGAAAUUACUGUGGACGAAGCAGUCCAAGAGUUUAAGGCUUGGCAGGUUGAUCAUGAGCGGAGGGCAAACUCCAUACGCUAUCAGCAGAAAAAUCUGGAGACAUUACGAAACAGCAUCACCAGACGUCAUAAAGAGAGAGAGAAGACAGGAAAGGAACUUGAGUAUGAGAUAAGUGCACCCCUUCAGAGAAACUCAUUCUGGGGCACUAGUAUGACAUUAGAGUGUGCUGUGUAUGAGUCGACACCCAGAGCGACGGCUCAGCCUCCUCCUGUGGCUCAGGUUAUCCAGAGAGGCAGCUGGAAGACAGGUAGCACAUCCAGCACAUCGAGCACCGAAAGCAACAGACUCAGCACGCACAGCACCUUUAGCUACAGCAGCGGUACAGAACCUGACGAGGACUCAAUAGAAAGUUUCCCUCCUCCACCACGACCGCCACGGCCAGGCAGUGCUGCACCUUCCAUUCCUCCACCCAGGAUUCCUCCACGGAACCCAGAAAGGGUGACAGAGAUGGUCCAUGAGCGUUACAUAUCCUGCCCGACACGAAUACUUCCUCAAAGACCUUCUUACAGGCCAACUGACUCAGCACCUCCUGUACCUCGCAGACAUCGAUGAGAGCCGCACAUCUUCAAUUUUACUGAAUUUGAUCUCUCAAGUUGUAAGUUAUUUAUUGUGUAAGAGGGAUAGAGAAGGUAACGUGUAGCUGUAAACAACCAUCAGGUUUAGCAAGAUGAACUCAUGCAGAGUAAUAGUUAUAUAUUAUUUAAUUUUUUUUCUUUCUCAUGUAUGAGUCCACCGAACCAAAACAUCCAUUUCUCAUGACUGUGCCUGUGAUCCAUGUGUGAUAUGUUUCCGCUGUAUUUGCUAUGGUAUGUCUUUACUGUAAAAAAUAUCGUAAAAGUAAGUUUGUAGUUGUAAAUAAAUGUGAGAUUUUCAAAGAAUAUAAUUGCAAUAAAUAUUAAGUGUCCUAAUGAAAAUCAUAA
Pundamilia nyererei is the source of this 3135-nucleotide messenger RNA. RefSeq names its product phosphoinositide-3-kinase adaptor protein 1 (gene pik3ap1). Lineage: Eukaryota; Metazoa; Chordata; Actinopteri; Cichliformes; Cichlidae. Gene Ontology annotation, cellular component: cytosol. The transcript is spliced from 17 exons. The record is from RefSeq and is a predicted model, not a curated record. Gene Ontology annotation, molecular function: signaling receptor binding; phosphatidylinositol 3-kinase regulatory subunit binding. The coding region runs from base 176 to 2767 and encodes 863 amino acids.